AUGUCCGUGAAUAUCGAUUGGCAGACUCUAACUGAUGGACCAGAUGGUCUGAAAUUCGCAGAGUGCAUUAGAGAUUUCGUGCAUGAAAGGUUCCAGCACAUCCCUCUACCAUCAUUGAUACGAUCCGUAAAGUGUCACCACUUCGAAUUUGGCAGUAUUGCGCCGCAGGUCACACUUAAGGAUAUAUGCGAUCCUCUUCCAGACUUCUACGAGGACGAAGACGAUGAAGGCGCAUCUUCGACCGAGCAGCAUAGGACACCUGCGGAGAAGGUCACCGAACAUUUGUCCGAACGCUCACGAGGAGCCGCAAAACCGGCUACGGUGAGCAGUCACGACCGCGCGACUAGUCCAACAUUCUCGCGUGGUACGACACCUGGCAUUUUGGGGGGCACUUCAAACCUUGGCUACUUCCAUUUGCCACUCGCAGCUGGACUUUCCGGCACCAAUACGCCACUGGCAGCAGUAGCUGGAGCACGGUUUCAGCAAGGUAUCGAUUCAGCGUCGAACAAGCAUCAAAAACAUGAGCGCCACCACGCCGAAUCAUUUAGCUCGAUCUCGCCACCACCGUCCAGCAACCCCGCCUCACGGCCCACCUCUCGUGACCAUAGCGGGUACCGUGACCGGCGGCAGUCUGCCGCGAUAGUCGACUACAGCGACGGGCAGGAGCAGCCCGAAUCCACUCGCAGCCACACUGUUGACACGGAAGACUUACAAGUCGUGUUCCACGUAACUUACGACGGGAAUAUUAAGCUUUCGCUCACCGCAGAGGUCUUCCUUGACUAUCCUAUGCCAAGUUUCGUUGGCAUACCGUUGACGCUAAACAUCACCGGGCUCACAUUUGAUGGCGUAGGUAUCCUCGCCUACAUAAAAAAACGGGCGCACUUGUGCUUUCUUGCGCCGGAAGACGCGGAAGCGCUGGUUGGCGGAGAAGCCUCUGUUGAGUCGCCGAGUGAAGAAACCGAGCCAGCGAAGCGGGUCGGUGCUCUCCUCGAAGACAUCCGAAUCGAAAGCGAAAUGGGCCAAGCCGACAGUGGCAAGCAAGUUCUGAAGAAUGUAGGCAAGAUCGAGCGAUUUGUCCUGGAACAGGUGCAGCGCAUCUUCGAGGACGAAUUUGUGUACCCAAGCUUUUGGACAUUCCUCGUCUGA
This is a messenger RNA of Baudoinia panamericana UAMH 10762, 1146 nucleotides long. RefSeq lists its product as uncharacterized. NCBI's taxonomy places the organism in Eukaryota, Fungi, Ascomycota, Dothideomycetes, Mycosphaerellales, Teratosphaeriaceae. Gene Ontology annotation, molecular function: lipid binding. Gene Ontology annotation, biological process: phospholipid transport; mitochondrion organization. Gene Ontology annotation, cellular component: ERMES complex. Bases 1 to 1146 code for a protein of 381 amino acids. The transcript has a single exon. The record is from RefSeq and is a predicted model, not a curated record.